Scleropages formosus (Asian bonytongue) is the source of this 3300-nucleotide messenger RNA. It is a transcript of the gene prr35, whose product is annotated as proline rich 35. The transcript has 4 exons. Bases 463 to 2673 code for a protein of 736 amino acids. The record is from RefSeq and is a predicted model, not a curated record. NCBI's taxonomy places the organism in Eukaryota, Metazoa, Chordata, Actinopteri, Osteoglossiformes, Osteoglossidae.
CACAUGUGACAAUUCCAUAUAGGGAGGACGCGGGGCCAGUAUUGUAGUGCCCCAAGGCGUCGCUCCAAGUCAAUAUAUAGCCCGCGCGGGCUCGGGAGCGCGCAGUCGACAGGAGAGGAGAGGAGCGCAGCGCAGCGCAGCGCAGCGCGCGCCCUCCGCUCAGCACCGGCACGCGACGCAGCGGCCGACGGGCUCGCGCGCCAGGAUCGCUCUGUACAGAAACACGCCGAAGGACCCGGAACAACACUCUGACGCCAAGACAUGUGCUGCCCCUGAUCCGAGGACCCCGGCCGAGCUCAGGUGAGGAUUUCAGAAGCGAGCGAGAAGAACACGUCGCUCACCGUUCACUUGCCGACAGCCAGAAUCGGGCUUAUUCUGCGCCCAAACGUCUAGACAGACAUAUAUUCCUGCCCGUUUUUAGCGACGUUGCCCCCAGCUCGUUUCGACAGCCCCGCUCCAGCCAUGUCAAAGGAAGAGCUCACCUGCAAGGUCAGCUCGGGAUGUAAGCACAAGGAGCGCAAGCCCAAGAAGCCCCAUUACAUCCCUCGGCCGUGGGGGAAGCCGUACAACUACAAAUGCUUCCAGUGCCCCUUCACGUGCAUGGAGAAGUCCCACCUGUACAAUCACAUGAAGUACAGCCUGUGCAAGAACUCCCUCUCCUUGCUCAUUGAGUCCGACUGGCCCUACAAGAAGGGCAACCUCCUUCACCCCGACCAGCUCCGGCCGCUGCAGCAAGGCUCCCGUCCGCGGGGGCCGGGCAGAGAGGAGCUGGAGCUCUUCUCGGGGGCCGAAGACCAGGCGCGAUCGCAGCAGCCGGAGGUCAGUUUGAUGGAUGAGGAAGCAGAGGAUGCGGAGGAGCGCGGCGACGCGGGAGCGGGCCGGAGGGACGCGGCGGAAGAAAACGCGCAGAGCAGAGAAGCGAGCGAGCAGACGGACAGUUCGACCAGGGGCGCCACCAAGAAAUCCAAGCGCUCGGAAACUGACUUUGUGAUCACGGACGUCUUCUCCCUGGAGGACCAGCUCCUCCGAGCGCGCUCCAUCGAGGUCGAGGCGAAGCUGAAGCACUACAAGCUCUCCAAGACCUGCCUGACGGGUCCCAGCCUGCUUUCCGAGCAGUGGCGUCUGCUGGCUACCAGCCAUCGGAAGGCAAAAUCCGAAAGCACGCCACCGAGCAAUGGCUCCAUACCUUGUUAUCCACCACCGCCAUCCUUUGCAGACUGCCCAGACCCACCCGGACUGAACCUCUCCGUCCUGGGUGUGAGUUACCCGCUGAGCCCAGGUCUUUUCUCCUACGUCAACCCUGCAGUGCCCGGAACGGCUCCGUCUCACACCCCGAUGGGACAACUCCCGUUCCUGGCGUCUGCCGCGCAGUUCAUGCACCCAGCAUCAAACUCGCUGCCCCACACAGACAGAUCGCUUCUUCCUCCUCGCUUCUACUACCCUCUCCUGUGUGAGCACGCGUUCGGAACCGCACAAGGGGACACCAGCAAGGGCGUCAAGACGGGGCAGGCUCCAGCGGCUGCUCUCGAUUCCAGUCCACCAUCCAGCUUCAUCCCAAAGAUCAACUUAUGGAAGGUUCCUGCCCUGCGCCCCAGUCCCUGGACGUCCCAUCAGCACGCGGCUGCGUCCCCAGACGUUGGCUACAGAACGGCUGAGGAGAAAGCCCAGGCCGGAUCCAAAGAUAAAGUCUGGAGCAUCAAGGCCGCUGUUGAAGCACCCCAUGUGCGAGAACAUGGCAGCAAGAGGACGGGAGCCCCACUGGAGUCCCAUGACGGUCCAGUAGAGAAGAAGAUAGCGCCAGGGUUUCCCCUGGAUCUCCUCAAGAGCAUUCACAUAACCCCAGCUGUUUCCAUCCCAACCGAAAAGCUCCUCCAUCACAGUGGGAAAGGUCUCUCGGAGAACCUGCUCGAAGAAACGUCAGCCGCGCAGAAGCCCGAGAAGACCACCGGCGUCGGAGCUCACGACCUGUUGGGGGGCAGGAUGGAGGAGCAAAGUCCCGAGUCGGCUGCGGCGCUGCUGGCUGACCUUUCCAAGGCCCUGCAGGAGUACCAGGAGGCCGAGCGGAAGAUCUCUCAUCUCGCGAAGGAAGACAACCCAGGUCAGCGGCACCUCUGGGACCACCUGUGUAAGAUCCGCAGCGAGCUUUCUCACAUACACCGGGCGCUGGAGAAGACGGCCCGGCAAAACGAGGGACCCCUGGACCUCUCGAUCAAAAAGGACCUCGGCGUGGCAGGAGAUGGAGAGAGACAGUGUGCCGAAGAGGCCCUGAAAGGGGACGUCACUGCAGAAGCGGAGGAGGAAGAAGAGGUCGAAGAGGAAGAAGCUGACAUGGAGGGAAAGACAGAGUCCUUGGAAAGUGAAAAGCAGUCACUGGGCGUCUUCAUCAAAAUGAGCUCCACAGGCUUGACAGAGACCGCUUCCAGAGCUGUGGUAAAGACCGAAGUGCUCUCCCCUGGUGCUCUCGGGCUCCGGGCCGCUCCCGUGGAGGCACUGUGGCCCAGUCGAACCACCAAGUGCGAGGCCGACUCCAGCGUGCUGCUGUGCCCUGACGGGCGGCCGCUCGUCUUCACCGACUUCCCUCCGGGGCCCAAGAGCUUGAAGAGGCCCUCGUCCGGAGAGCACCUUGGGGAGACGCUGUGCCCCCUGAGCCCCCUCGCAUCCAACGACCCCUAAAACGAUCCAAAGAGACCCAAACUGUGGGACUGAGAAGAGCGAAAAGAUGAGGGUCGGUCGGUGCUGCAGAGACUCAGUAGUAACCGGUGUGUCAGCUGACUUCUCAAAGCCCUGCACCCCAAAAAAAAUGAUGUGACUCAUCACAACGUUCAUAAAUGCAAAAGACAAUCAUUCGAACUGACUUAACGUCUGCGAUGUCAGCAAACGAAGCCGAAGGCCAAUGGUGUCAUUAUCGUGUCAUAUCCCACCUUAUUUAAGUCAUUUUGUGCAUCUUAGCGACAGUAUUGUACUAUUAUGUACCUGAUCGACACCUUUUUGUUAAAACAGUGUAAAGCACUUGAGAUGUAUUGUACAAUGGCUUUUUAAAGGAAGAAGCUAAGUUAAAUUAGCAAUGACUGUGUCGAUGAACGCAUCCCGGAGAACUUUUGAUGAGCCAAGAGACAACUCGGUAAUUGUCUAUGUUGUCUUAUAACUUUAAUCAAAUCCUUAAUCAAAAUCCGCAGAUGAUCAUUUGAGCUAUUGCUUAAUAAUAUUCAUUUUACACAAGGGAGGGGGUUCCCAAUAACAUUUAAUUUCCUUUAAACCAAUAUAUUUCAUAUUUCAGAAACUACUUCUGUAAAGCUUUUG